Molecule: messenger RNA, 1432 nt
Organism: Fusarium verticillioides 7600
Lineage: Eukaryota; Fungi; Ascomycota; Sordariomycetes; Hypocreales; Nectriaceae
Product: translation initiation factor 1A
Exons: 3
Coding region: 317-793 (158 amino acids)
Biological process (GO): translational initiation
Cellular component (GO): cytoplasm
Molecular function (GO): translation initiation factor activity; RNA binding
Source: RefSeq, a predicted model, not a curated record
ACUCUAUGUAUGAUUAAACCGAUACGCUCUAGCUUUUAAGUUUGCUAUUCUUGCUACAGAUUUCAGACUGGAAGUUUAUCGUAUUGCACUGAAAACACCUUUGCUGCGCCACGCUUGAGUCACUGUGGAGGACAGUACCUAUGUUCACAUUUGUCUUGCGCCCAACCAGCUUUUAUCUCUUGUGUCAGUCAGCAGCGAAGCCCAGGAAAAAUCCACUUUCUCUCCCAAGCCAACGACACCACAACAUCAUCACCAACUUUUCUUCUUCCACCAACACAUCUCUUCUUCACUUCACGCAUACCGACAAACCGCCAAUAUGCCUAAGAACAAGGGAAAGGGUGGAAAGAACCGCAGACGUGGUACCAAGGAGAACGAUGACCAGCGCCGAGAGCUCACCUUCAAGGAGGAUGGCCAAGAGUAUGCUCAGGUCGUGAAGAUGCUUGGUAACGGUCGUCUCGAGGCUCUGUGCUUCGAUGGAAGCAAGCGUCUCGCCAACAUUCGCGGCAAAAUGCGAAAGAAGGUCUGGAUUAACCAGGGUGAUAUUAUCCUCCUCUCUCUCCGUGACUUCCAGGACAACAAGGGCGACGUCAUUCUCAAGUACACCGCCGACGAAGCCCGUACCCUCAAGUCUUAUGGCGAGCUCCCUGAGAACGCCAAGAUCAACGAAACCGACUCUUUCGGCCAGGGAGAGGAUGGCGAGGCCUACUUCGAGUUCGGCGACGCUGAUUCAGACGAUGACUCUGACGAUGGCGCCGCUGGCAACAAGAAGGAGGUCGACAUUGACGACAUUUAAGCUCGCCAAAGCCCCUCCAAAUCCCCUUCUCUCUCUCCACCGAGCCCCCGACGCUACCGGGUGAUACAAACGUAUUUCGCGGCUGGUGUUGUUGAUAUUGUCUUCUCUCUCAAACCCGGAGCCGAGCACCCAAAGCUCUGUGCGUCGGGUCCCACGACAGUAGUUGCUGUGGAGUCGUAGACGGCCGUGGUGGGAGGGACGUCACGGCAUGUCGUUCUCUUUUGGACUUUCAGUAUCACGAUCGAAUUUUCUGUCUUGUUCCGUUUUUAGGUUGUUUUUACUGGACGAACACGUUUUUUUCUUAACGCUUUACGAUCAUCACCUUCGUCUCAAAAGCACAGAUUAGACAAGACAGGAAAAUGCUUACUAUGGUUUCAUAAAUAUUCUUUGAUUCUCGCAUUGCAUUCAUGUCGUGAAUAGUAAAUGCAACGCACUAACUAUUGCUGAUUUUGUGGGCUAGUCAUUCUGUAAUCUUGUAGAAUCUCGUUAAUGCUAUGGGUGUCUAUAGAACAUAACCAACUUUUGUCAUGCCAACUGGAAAUACUACAGGCGCAGUAGAACCAUUUGGUGAUACAAGCCCGAUCUCAGAUGUUGGUGCUGAUUCGCAACCAAGAUACGUCUGCAACUGGUUGAUUCGUC